Molecule: messenger RNA, 3831 nt
Organism: Eutrema salsugineum
Lineage: Eukaryota; Viridiplantae; Streptophyta; Magnoliopsida; Brassicales; Brassicaceae
Molecular function (GO): nucleic acid binding; RNA-DNA hybrid ribonuclease activity
Source: RefSeq, a predicted model, not a curated record
AUGGAACGGCUUAAGCUUCCUAGAGACAGCCACGCCAACACCUUUGGGGCUCCAUGGAGCCACCUUGAGACCGCGCACGAUAAGCCUACGACCCGUCGACUGGAAGAGUUGUGUAGGAGAUUCUCUCCAGGUUUUUUGUUUUUAUCAGAGACAAAGAAUGAUCGUUUUUUUCUGCAAAAUAUGCAAGUAACUCUUGGAUUUGAAAACCUCCACACUGUCGAACCUAAGGGUAAUAGUGGAGGUCUAGCUCUUUUGUAUUCUAAGGAUUUUCCGGUUAGGAUUUUAUUCUCUGAUGAUCGACUUAUUGAUAUUGAGACUAUUAUCGAUGGAAACCGUGUUUUUAUGUCAUUUGUGUAUGGUGAUCCUGUGGUUAAAAACAGAGAGUAUGUGUGGGAGAGAUUGAGUAGGAUAGGUACUGAUCGUAUAGGUGCUUGGUUUAUUGCCGGAGACUUUAACGAGAUAACCGGCAACCAUGAAAAGAGUGGCGGAAAGCGCCGCUCCGAGACCUCCUUUCUCCCAUUCCGAGCGAUGAUAAAUUGUUGUGGCUUCAUUGAAUUCCCGUUCACGGGAAACCAAUUCUCUUGGGCGGGUAGGCGGCGGAAUGGUUUAAUCCGCUGUAGACUGGAUCGAGCAAUGGGCAAUGAAGAAUGGCACAACACUUUUUCCCACACCCAGGUGGAGUAUAUGAAGAUGUGGGCCUCCGACCAUAGACCUCUUCUGAUAUCUAUUCAAAAUAAACCAGCGCAACCCCGUAGGAGCUUCCUCUUUGACAAACGAUGGCUUGAUAAGCCAGGGCUGCAAGAUGCAGUGAGCGAGGGCUGGAAAGCUUCCCGCCAUGCGGCUACCUCUGCUCUCGUCAGUUGUAUUCAAAAUUGCAGACAGGUCAUCUCUAAAUGGAAAAAGGGUACAAAAACGAAUUCAGAGAAGCUGAUAUUAGAGAUCCAGGACCAGAUAGAUCAAGCUAACAAUGAUGAAAACUUUUCCACCGAGAUGCUUAUCGAGUUAAAGAAGAAGCUUAGUGCAGCGUAUAUGGAAGAAGAACAGUAUUGGCGUGUGAAAAAUAGUGCACUCCGGGACGUUCCCGCGUUGGUCACGGCCUCAAUGAACGAGGCACUUACCAAAGAAGUAACGGUUGAAGAAGUUAAGAGGGCUCUCUUCUCUCUUCACCCGGACAAAUCUCCCGGGCCCGAUGGGAUGACGGCUUUAUUUUAUCAAAGAUUUUGGGAUACUAUCCGUCUUGAAUUGGUUGCGACGGUACAAGAUUUCUUUAGCUCAAGCUCGUUUGAUAGCAAGCUAAAUGAAACGAACAUAUGUCUAAUCCCUAAGGGAGAGAGACCUAGAGAGAUGGCUGGCUUUCGGCCCAUAAGCCUUUGCAAUGUGGCGUAUAAGGUCAUCUCUGAAAUCUUGAGCAUCCGAUUGAAGAAAUUCCUUCCGGAUUUAAUAUCUGAGACUCAGUCUGCUUUUGUUGCAGGUCGACUAAUUACAGAUAACAUUCUCAUUGCUCAAGAGAACUUCCACGCACUUCGAUCAAAUCCAGCAUGUCGUAAGAAUUUUGUUGCGAUUAAGACAGACAUGAGUAAGGCUUAUGAUCGGGUGGAGUGGGAUUUUCUGCGAGCAUUGAUGGUGAAGAUGGGAUUCGACUCUAGAUGGAUUGAAUGGAUCAUGUGCUGUAUUACCUCAGUUACGUACAAGAUCCUCAUCAACGGCGUUCCGAGGGGGCAAAUUAAACCCUCUCGAGGCAUUCGACAAGGAGAUCCUAUCUCUCCUCAUCUCUUCAUCCUCUGCACAGAAGCUCUAAUUGCUCAAUUAAAGAGUGCGGAAACAGAAGGGAAAAUCGAAGGUAUAAGGAUUGCUAGAGCAAGUCCGGCGACCUCCCACCUGCUGUUUGCGGAUGAUAGCUUAUUCUUUUGCAGAGCAGAUAAAGCCCAAACUAAAGAAGUCAUCGACAUUAUCCACUCUUAUGGGGAGGCUUCCGGCCAAAGAAUUAACUUCUCCAAGUCUUCUAUCAUGUUUGGAAAUGAUAUCCCCCCAGAGAUGCGAUCAGAGAUUAAGACAACCUUAGGGAUUCACCAAGAGGGAGGAAUGGGGAUGUAUCUAGCUAUCCGAUCAAAGCUUAACAGCGCUAUUGCGAGAUUCUGGUGGAGUACUAAGACAAACAAUGGAGGAAUCCAUUGGAUCGCCUGGGACAAAAUUUGUUGCAACUUUGUGGAGGGAGGCCUAGGAUUUCGGAACCUUGAAGCCUUUAAUCUGGCUCUCUUAGGAAAACAGCUUUGGAGGCUGCUAAGGUACCCGGAUUCCUUGCUUAGUAGGGUUUUAAAAGGGAGGUACUUUAAGUAUUGCAACCCAUUGGAAAUCAGUGUAUCGAACCGGCCCUCUUUUGGAUGGAGGAGUAUCAUGGCUGCUCAGCCACUUCUGCGACCGCAUAUUCGUAAGACUAUCAGAUCAGGUUUCGAUACUUGUGUCAGGUCUGAUCCCUGGAUCCCCGACGAACCAGCUCGACCUCCGAAAGGGCUUAACGUCGUUAGAGAUCCCCUCUUAUAUGUCAACUCGCUGAUUGACUUUGAGUCAAAACAGUGGAAAGUAGAGCGCUUGGGUGAGCUCUUUCCACCGGAAGAAAUAAUUUUGAUUCAGAGUAUUCAUCCGAGCCGCUCAGUCUUGAGAGACGGGUUUAGUUGGCCUUUGACGAAAUCCGGUGUUUACACGGUUAAGUCAGGGUAUCAUGUCGCGAGGAGCCUCCCUCGUCCUUCUUGUGAACCCCCUCUUCAGGGUCCAAGUAUCUCAGUACUUAAGGCACAAGUAUGGAAGCUAAAAACUACUCGAAAGACUAAACAUUUCGUGUGGCAAUGCUUAUCUGGCUGUGUUGCAACAUGCCAAAGACUCCUCUCUAGACAUAUUGGGAGAGAAAAGACUUGUCCGCGGUGUGGAGCGGAGGAAGAAACCAUUCAUCACAUGCUCUUUGACUGUCCUCCGGCCCGUCAACUGUGGGCACUCUCUGCGAUUCCUUCGGCACCAGAUAUCUUUUUGUCGCCCUCUAUCUUUGACUGCUUUGACUUCUUAUUCUGGCGGGCUCAAAAAAGGGGAGCUACGGAAGAGUCCCUCCGGAUCUUUCCGUGGAUGGUAUGGUUUACCUGGAAGGCUAGAAACAGGAAGGUCUUUGAAAACAUUGUAGAAGACCACACGCUGAACCACGCAAUUGAAGAGGAAGCGGCAUGGAGGUUGGCAAACUCUGAUGUUAACUCUGAUCCCAUAGUUGCGGGAUCACUGAACACAGCGUUUGUUCCGGCUCCGAGCGUGCUAGUUUGCUUUACGGAUGCUUCAUGGAAGAUUGGUGUCCCCACAAGUGGCUAUGGUUGGGUUCUAGAGCAAGGAGGUGUGUUGCUCCAUUUAGGCCUUCAUGGAGUUAGACGUAGGCAGUCUCCUCUCCAUGUAGAACUCGGCUCUCUAAUCUGGGCGAUGGAAUGUUUAAUAAGGCUCUCCCUGAGAGCCAUUGCUUUUGCCACGGAUUGUCUGGACUUAGUUCAUAUGAUCGAAAACCUCUCGGAUUGGCCGACCUUUGCUUCUGAGUUGGAUGACAUGAUCGAGAUCAAGAAGCGGUUCUCAUCGUUUAGCAUUCGCUAUGUUCCUCGCUUGGAGAAUUCCCGAGCUGACUUCCUCGCGAACAAAGCUCGCUUGAGGGGCUUCUGUUUCGACUUUGUUAACCCAUCGGCUCCCGACUGGCUCUCUAGCAGAAAGUCAACUUCGGUUAAACAGGGAGUAAGCAAAUGUAUAUCUCAUACCUACAAUAUUCACAUAAAGAGAGAAGAACGAGCAAAGCUAAAGGCUUUCAAGUAA